UUGAGUUUUGUUUUUCUUUUGAAAGUGAUAACUGUACUCCAUGCUUUAAAAAUGUACAGUGCUGGAAUACUUCUUUUAGUGCUAUGUGCCUACUAUGCCCAUGCAUCAGACUGCAAUGAUCUUUCAGGAACAUGGCAAAACGAGCUAGGGUCAACAAUGACGAUUAAGCAUGAUGUUUCUUCUAAUUACAUAACAGGUCGAUAUAAAACAAUGGUGUCGACCUCCGUUGGGGCUGGAAAAGGCUUUUCGAAUGUGACAGGUUGGUCUGUUCCUGUUAAAGACGGUGCAGUUAUUUCGUUUUCGGUGCUUUUCGACAAUGGCGCAACUGUAACAGUUUGGGUUGGACAAUGCAGUGUUUGUGAUGAAAGAGAGUAUAUUUUUGCAUCUUACGCUUUAAGAAAAUACAUUGAUGACCCCAAAAAUAGAUGGAUGUCUACCAUCGUAAAUCAAAACACUUUUUGGAAAGAAAACUACUCAAGUUCCGAGUCCAGUACUGCUGAACUCAUCGAUUCGGAGUCAAGAGAGGAAUCUUCGGACUCCUUUGUUCCCGAAAGAGAUAACUCGAAAAUACUUGGUGACUGGGUGUCAGAAGAUGGAAGCAAAAUGAAGUUUACAUCGAAAAACCAUCAUGAAAUUUCCAUACAAGGAAUUUACGAGGAACUUCUUUUCACUGGUCGCAGUGGUAACAGCAAAGAUUUCACUGCGAUAGGCAUGGUCUUUGCUUCUGCUAAACAUUCGUUUGUAAAGGCAUGGACAGGCCACAUACAUGAAAAAGAAGUGAACGAUAAAGCACUGUUGCUAACAUCUUGGAUUGAACAUACUUUCAACCCUAGCUGUAAAACACCCAGGAAUCUCGUUCGAUUUGGAAUGCAAAAUUUUACAAAAAUAUAUGAUGGCAAUGAUACACCUGUUGCAGAUACCUUUCUUGAGAAGAUCAGAAACUUUUUCAGGCAUCUUUUCUGAAAUCCUUCAAGAAUUAUUUAAGUUACGCUCGGCUGAAUUUCAAUCAAUGCUGUCCUUUUUUUUUUUUUUUUGUACCGAAGUGGAGAGUUAAAACUCUCUUCACGGUUUUCAAACCCAAACGCUUUAGCUAUAUCUUAUCUUCAAAAAAGGAAAAGAGAGAAGAAGAAGAAAAAGAGAACGAUAGAGAGAAAGGCUUUUGUAAAAAGAAGUUGAAGAUUUUUAAAAGAAUCAUUUCUAUGUAUUAAUCUCAAUUUGUAAGCCAUAUUCUACAUACAGAGUGGUCCGAAAGUGGGUGCCGUGCCCCAAUUUUAUUUUCAACAUUAUUUCAGUUAUGGUUUAAUGUACAUUGUACGCAUUGCCGUGAAACGAAUCAUAAAAAUCGGUAGAAACACCAUCCAUAUCGUAACACAACUGAAUUCUGCACCACACUCUUGCAGAUAUUUUGCUGAGUUUUGGGCGUUUGGAGAUGUUUUACCGCAAAACGUCAGCGAGAAUAUACAACAGAAUUCACAUGUGUUAUGACAUUACAUGGGUGGUAUUCCUCCAAUGUUUAUAAGGGUAACUGCGUUUAAUAAACGUUCACUCAUUGCUGACAUAAUGUUGAAAAUAAAAGAGGGAUCUACUCACUUUCAGUCCUCUCUAUACAAUGAGUCCCUGGUGGAAUAAUUUAAAGUUUUGCCUAAAGCUGAAAAAGCACACCAGCGAAAGUUCAACAAAACUAAAUGUUUUCGAACAAGUUAACAGAACGCCAGCAGCGACAGUAAAUAUCUUCAACUACAGGGUGUCCGAAAAGUCCUCGACACAUUUAAAAAAAUCACAGAAAAGCAAAAAAAUAGUCGCUUGAAUAUGUAGUUUGUGCCGUAAUACUUUACAGGUUAAAGACUUUUUAUGGCGUCGUAAAAAAGUAGUUAUAAGUAAUCGCUGUAUCGUCACAGUAAGGAAAACAAACGUCAUGUGAGGUGUGUAAUCAUUUUAUUAAACAAGAAGGCAAUGCCUUUUAUUACCGGAGUUCAAUGUGCGUGCAUCGUUGUUGCUCGAACCACAUCUAAAAGGCACUCAAGUUCAUCCCAUGUCCGUAAACGGUACAGGCAUUGAACUCUAGUUAUGAAAGGUAUUGCUUUCUGUUGUAUAAAAUGAUUAACUAACUCACAUGACGUUUACUUUACCUAACGAUACAGCGGUUACUUAUAACUACACUUUUUUCUUUUUUCCCCUUUUUUAAGCUGUUAUAAUAAUUUCUUGAACCUGUGAAGUAGGCCAACCGCAUAUUCAUAUGAUAAUUCGUUCAUGUUCUAUGAAUUUUUAAAGUGUGUGUCAAAGACUUUUCGAACCCCCUGUACAAUAAAUAACAUCCAUUAGAAUGGAAUCAUAGCUCUGAGUUCAACUAUUGGA
Uloborus diversus is the source of this 2355-nucleotide messenger RNA. RefSeq lists its product as uncharacterized. The transcript has 9 exons. Lineage: Eukaryota; Metazoa; Arthropoda; Arachnida; Araneae; Uloboridae. Bases 52 to 963 code for a protein of 303 amino acids. Gene Ontology annotation, molecular function: biotin binding. The record is from RefSeq and is a predicted model, not a curated record.